Molecule: messenger RNA, 1470 nt
Organism: Vitis riparia (riverbank grape)
Lineage: Eukaryota; Viridiplantae; Streptophyta; Magnoliopsida; Vitales; Vitaceae
Product: E3 ubiquitin-protein ligase RZFP34
Exons: 13
Coding region: 259-1128 (289 amino acids)
Biological process (GO): protein ubiquitination; ubiquitin-dependent protein catabolic process
Cellular component (GO): nucleus
Molecular function (GO): zinc ion binding; ubiquitin protein ligase activity
Source: RefSeq, a predicted model, not a curated record
GUUUCUUUUAUUGGGAAUAUCAAGACGACAAUUAUAGGAUUAGGGUCUGCCGUGUAUCCUCGUCAGCCAAAAGAUUUUGAUUGAGGGAGAGAAAUAGUGUGUGUUCUAGAGAGAUAGACGGGUUCUUUUUUAUAUAUACACCAUUGCUGUUCUAGCCUUCAUCGGAUAUCUUUUUCUCUCCCUGACCUUUUAUAUUACUGUUUUUGGGGAGUUCAGGUGAAGAAGGAGAGGUACUGAAAGAUCGGAGGUUGAGGAAGAAUGGAAGGUGGGGUUGAUAGCAAAUUGCUUGAAAUUUGUGGAAGAGAGAUGUCUGUCGCGGAGCUUGGAUCUGGGAAAUAUGGGUGCACACAUUACAGAAGGAGAUGCAAGAUUCGGGCUCCUUGUUGUGAUGAAAUCUUUGAUUGUAGGCACUGCCAUAAUGAAGCCAAGAACUUACUGGAAACUGAUCUUCAUGAUCGCCACGAUAUUCCAAGGCAUGAAGUUAAAAAGGUCAUUUGUUCUCUUUGUGACACAGAACAAGACGUCCAACAGAAUUGCAUUGCCUGUGGCGUUUGCAUGGGGGAAUACUUUUGCGAGAAAUGCAAGUUCUUCGAUGAUGAUGUUUCUAAGAAUCAAUAUCAUUGUGAAGAAUGUGGAAUCUGCAGAACCGGAGGGAAGGAGAAUUUCUUUCACUGCAACAAAUGUGGAUGUUGCUAUUCAAAUAUGAUGAAGGAUACACACCGAUGUGUGGAAAGGGCAAUGCACCACAAUUGCCCUGUUUGCUUCGAGUUCCUUUUUGAUACAACAAAAGAUAUUACUGUCUUACAAUGUGGACACACUAUACAUUGGGAGUGUGUGAAGGAGAUGCAACAGCAUUUUUGCUACUCAUGCCCUAUUUGCUCAAAAUCCAUUUGUGAUAUGUCCAGUUUGUGGGAAAAAAUUGACCGAGAGGUUGCUUCAACUCCUAUGCCUGAAAUGUACCGAACGAAGAUGGUGUGGAUCCUCUGCAAUGAUUGUGGGGCACAAUCUGAAGUUCAAUUUCAUAUUGUGGCUCAUAAAUGCCUGAGCUGCAAGUCCUACAACACCAGACAGAUACAAGGAGGUCCAGCCUCUUCAUGCUCAUCAGGGAUUGCUGGGAUGGUGAGAUGACUCCUGAUUGAGCACAAGUUGUUCUCAACGGAACUUACAAUUCUGUUUCUCCCAUUGCCAUGUCAAACACAUAGGCCGGAAGGAAAGGCAAGAGAGAAAUUUCUUGUUUCCUUGAUUGUUCUGUCAAUAUUGUCUCUGUAAAUUGCCUUAACUUGCUAGUUGUUAAUCCUUACCUUACCAGUUUUUAAUCCUUGUUACUGUGCUAUGAUAAGAGGCGAAACUUUCAUAUAUAUAUAUAUAUAGUGCAAAUCUGUACACAGACUCCAUCAUCAAGGAGUAUGGCAAAGAAAAUUUUGUAGUGUUCAAUAGAGAAACGCAUAAGGAAGUAAGUAUUUGAAAUUA